Molecule: messenger RNA, 1407 nt
Organism: Aspergillus fumigatus Af293
Lineage: Eukaryota; Fungi; Ascomycota; Eurotiomycetes; Eurotiales; Aspergillaceae
Product: putative salicylate hydroxylase
Molecular function (GO): FAD binding; monooxygenase activity
Source: RefSeq, a predicted model, not a curated record
AUGCGACUGCCACAGGCCGACGCAGACUCAGCGAGCAACAUGCGAUCCACCGCCACUGGCUGGAGACGACUCAGCGUUGGCGUCGUGGGCGGCGGCAUCGGCGGCCUCGCAGCAUCUAUUGCACUGCGUCGCGCAGGCCACGAGGUAACCAUCUACGAACGUCAUGAUUUCGCCGGGGAAGUGGGCGCGUCGAUCUCGUGCGCGGCGAAUGGAACGCGCUGGCUACAUGAGUGGAAGGUGGAUAUCGCCAAGGGGGACCCCGUUGUGCUGCGCAAGCUGAUCAACCGCGACUGGAAGACGGGGGAGCCUGUCAGCGUGUAUGAUCUAGCUGGGUAUGAGGAGCGAUGGGGGUACGUGUACUACAUGUUCCAUCGGCAGUACAUGCAUGCCAUGUUGAAGGAUUGCGCGAUGCAAGAGGAGGGGGAGGGGACGCCGGUGAAGCUGCUCGUGAACCAUCAGGACAUCAACCUCGAGACGGGGUUGAUCACCUUUGCCAACGGCAAGACCGCGCAGCAUGACCUCAUCGUUGGCGCAGAUGGCAUCGGCUCCGCCGUGCGUGGCAUCAUCGGUCUCAAGCCGGAGAAGAAACCCGCCGACUCGAGCUGUCUGCACGCCAACGUACGCACCGAGGACGCCGUCCGCCUCGGGCUGGUCGAUUACUCGCAGCACAGCGCGCUGGAGUACUGGGGCGGGCAGGACAACAGCUGGGACAAGAUCGUGCUGUCGCCCUGCAACGGUGGCAGCCUGCUCUCGUACUACUGUUUCUUCCCGCGGGAGAAGGGCGAUUUCACGAACCACACGUGGGGCGGCACGGACCGGCCGGUUGAGGAGCUGCUGGCGCCGUAUCCCGAGCUGGACAAGCAGGUUCGGGCGCACCUGGCGAUUGGGCAGGAGAUCCGGCCGUGGCGGCUGUGGGUGCAUCAGCCGUACCCGUAUCUGGUCCGUAACAUGGUGUGUCUGCUGGGCGAUGCUGGUCAUCCGAUGAUGCCGCACCAGAGCCAGGGCGCCUGCAUGGCUAUCGAGGACGCCGCUGCGCUGGGCAUCCUCUUCCGGCCGGACUAUUUUGACGGCAAUGUCGCCGAGGCGCUGCAGGCAUAUCAGGAGAUUCGACUACCCCGUGUUACCAAGGUCCAGGCGGCGUCGGCCAAGGCAGCAGUCAAUAUCAACGAGCGGAUUGGUUUCUCAAGCAACACCAAUAUCCCAAAAUACAAAGUGGCUAGCGAAAAGGACAAGCUGACGAUCGAGGAGAUGAAUGGAUACGACAUGUACAAGGAUGUCGAGGAGGUUCUGGCCAAACGCCGGGGAAAGCCGUUCAUGCAGCCGUAUAUCCGAGGUCUUCCCAUCGGAUUGAAGUUAUCGAAUGGCACUGUCGUUGGCCAGCAGCCGUCUGCUGAGGUGAAGCUUUGA